This is a messenger RNA of Coffea arabica (coffee), 2052 nucleotides long. RefSeq lists its product as uncharacterized. NCBI's taxonomy places the organism in Eukaryota, Viridiplantae, Streptophyta, Magnoliopsida, Gentianales, Rubiaceae. The record is from RefSeq and is a predicted model, not a curated record.
AUGGUCCCCCCAAAUUUCAAACUUCCCGCCCUACGUUCCUACGAUGGCCGAGGUGACCCCGAGGAUCACCUCCGCACCUUCCUUUCUGCAUUUCGGCUCUAUUGCGUCCCCGACGCAGUAAUUUGCCGAGCUUUCCCCAUCUUCCUACAGGGCACGGCCCGAAAGUGGUUCUGGAGUUUAGAACCGAGGAGCAUUGCCUCACUAGAUGAGUUGAUAGAUCGGUUCAUCCACCGCUUUGUAUCAUCUCGUCCGAUCACGAAGACUUCGGCCUACCUCUUGAACCUGCAGCAAGCCCCCGGCGAGUCACUGCGCUCCUACGUGCAGAGGUUCAAUGAGGAAAACGUGCAGAUACCUGAUCAGCAUGAGCAGGUAACCAUAGCUGCCUUCACCAAUGGGCUGAUCGCGGGAAUCUUCAAUACUGAGAUACACCGGGAUUACCCCCGCACACUUCGGGAACUCUGGGAUCGAGUAGAUCAGGGAAUCCGAAGUGAAGAUCUAAACCGCAUGAAGCGAGAGGCUCAAGCCACUCGUACCGGGCAAGAUUCCCGGAGGAAAAAGGAUGCCGGCCGGGCCGAACAAGGCCCCAGCGGAUCGUCGGGUCAGUUCCGAGACCGCCGAAGUGUCUUUGAUUGGAUCGUCAAAGGCAGGUCGUCCACCUCGGACGCCGAGCUUACACCACUCAACUCCAGCCGUACUCAUGUCCUGACUGUGAUGAGGCAGAAUCACAUCGGCCGAAACCCACCUGAAAUUCCGAGGAGGAGAGAUAAGAGAAACUCAAACCUCUACUGCGCCUACCACCGGGACGUUGGGCACGAGACGGAAGACUGCAAUGAUCUGAAGCGAGAGAUCGAGAAUUUGAUCCGACAGGGAUACCUGAAGCAAUUCGUCCGCAAGGAUGGAGGCUUCAACCGAAGAGUCUCCCACCGGGAGAACCGGGGCCCCCGCCGAGACGACCGGCGGGACACGAACAUGCUUUGCCGAGGUCCCGAAAAUCGUAAGGAGGACAAGCCGCCUCCACGCGAUGGAUCACCGGGCUACGGCCCCAACAUCGUCGGGGUGAUAAACACCAUCGCGGGAGGACCAACGGGAGGAGACAGCCAGAACUCCCGGAAGCGGACCUACCGCCAGGCCGGGAUGGAGGUGGCCGAGCCGAGCUCUCGGCUGUCCGAGGUCAUCACCUAUGGUCCCACUGACCCAGUUCCUGCGGCCUCCAGCAAUUACGAAUCUCUUGUGAUUGAAGUCCUCACCAAUAACUACAUAGUCAAAAAGGUCUAUGUUGACCCCGGAAGCUCGGUGGACGUCUUGUACUACCGAACUUUCGAGAGUUUGAAACUGACCAAGGAGCAACUCACUCCUGUCAGAACUCCCCUCGUUGGAUUCGGGGGACACGUCGUCCAUCCGGAGGGCAUGGUGACCCUGAUGGUAACAAUCGGGCGACAUCCAUGCUGCCGAAAUGUGCCUGUCAGUUUUGCGGUGGUCAAAGCAGACUCUCCCUACAACAUGCUGAUAGGCCGGCCCACGAUCAACGCCUUGAGAGCCGUAUACUCCACCUACCACCUGAGUUUUAAAUUCCCAACACCUGAGGGGGUGGCCGAGGUGAGCAGCAACGUGGGUGCCGCCCGGGAAUGCUACCUCGCCACCAUUCAAGCAGCAGUCACACCCCGGCCCUCGCCGAAGUCAGAAGAAAAGAGGCCAGCGGUCCUCUCCAUAGACUGCAUCGACCCUCAGAAGGCAGGAGAGCCCAACAGGCUUGAGCCUGGGGAUGAGGUGGAACAAGUGGUCUUGGAUGAAGCGAAACCUGACCAAGUGAUCCAAGUAGGGGCCGGACUCCCCUCACCCCUGAAAGAAGAAAUGAUCUCCCUGAUCAAGGACCACCGAGACGUCUUCGCGUGGUCCGCAGAUGAAGUGGUCGGAGUGCCACUCGAGCUCAUGAUUCAUCAACUCAACGUUAACCCACAGGCGGACCUGUGCGACAGAAACGAAGGCACUUCGGCCCCGAACGUAGCAAGGCCAUAUCGGAUGAGGUCGACAAGCUCUUGCCUGCCAAGAUGA